This is a messenger RNA of Acromyrmex echinatior (Panamanian leafcutter ant), 871 nucleotides long. RefSeq lists its product as uncharacterized. The record is from RefSeq and is a predicted model, not a curated record. Lineage: Eukaryota; Metazoa; Arthropoda; Insecta; Hymenoptera; Formicidae.
CUAAGCCAGUAUUUUAAAUUAUUUUAUCUGUACCAGUUACGUUAUGACAAUUGCGUGUUUAUCAAUAUUGUGGGCUACCCUAAUGGUGCUUAGUUGUGCUCAAGAACAGAUAAUAGAAUCAAUAAUCAAGAACAAGAAUGUGAACGUGAAAGCUCAGGAAUUGACUCAAGAAUUGUGGAAGAUAAUAGAUUCUCAUUUAAACACUAAUUAUGUCACCAGUUCAAAGAGCAUUGAGAAGGAUCUCAAAAAUGCUAUAAUGCCUCUAGUGUCACAUAAUAGGAGAAGCGGAACAUCCCCGCCCGUCUUUCAAGUGGCAACUCAACUGGAUAAGAUCACCCGAAGGGCAAUCACCAGAGAAUUCCCAAGCAUAAAUAAAUUAGACGAAGAGAUCAUGGCAAAGGACAUUGUGGCAGAUAUGAUGGUCUCCCUAAAGACGAUUCUAUCAAAACAGAUUGAUCCGAAGGAUAGUCACAACAGAAGGAUGAUGCAACGUUCUGAUUCGACAAUGUCAGAUGAUGAUGAGCAGAAUUACGUAAAUAACUACGCCCAAUAUCGUUUAACGUCGAAAAAGAUGAAGCAACAAAAGAAAACUCAGGAUGACACGAUGAGAUCACUGAAUAAUAAUGAAAAUGUGAAUAUUAAUGAAAAUUAUAACACUAAUCUUGAUGUCAAACGGCUUCAUAGACGUUCUUUUGGCAGUGAUGAUGAUUUACGUUUACGCAAAAUGCGCAAUCAAAAUACGAAGUCAUAGUAACGUCAAUUUUAAUAGCAAACACAAAUAGAGACGAUAUAUUCGAUUUCAGCGAAGAAAUUUAAAUGCAGAUAAACUUCGGCCUCCCGCCUAAAAAAAUCAAAAUUAUAAAUAUUGCUG